Etheostoma spectabile (orangethroat darter) is the source of this 3047-nucleotide messenger RNA. RefSeq names its product very long-chain acyl-CoA synthetase. Bases 90 to 1946 code for a protein of 618 amino acids. The transcript has 10 exons. Gene Ontology annotation, molecular function: long-chain fatty acid-CoA ligase activity; long-chain fatty acid transmembrane transporter activity. Lineage: Eukaryota; Metazoa; Chordata; Actinopteri; Perciformes; Percidae. The record is from RefSeq and is a predicted model, not a curated record. Gene Ontology annotation, cellular component: endoplasmic reticulum membrane; plasma membrane. Gene Ontology annotation, biological process: long-chain fatty acid import into cell; long-chain fatty acid metabolic process.
GCAUAAUGCCCGUCCCAUCCGCUUGCCUGCGGGUUUCCUGAAGCCAGCAGCGGCUGAAGUCCGCCCGGCUGUCCCAGCGAGGGGUCACCAUGUUAGCCGCGGCGGUAAGCAGCGUGUUGGCCGGGCUGCUGGCCCUCGCCGUCUGCCUGAGGCUGGCUCUCCCCUUCUUCUGGCUGGACCUCAUGUACUACUGGAAACUUCGGAGGUGCGGGAAGAAGUUGGCGGCUCGUAUGCAGCGAGGAAUCCUCACGUAUCUCGACUGUUUUCUGGACCAGGCGAGACAGACGCCGAACAAAGCCUUCAUCAUCUUCGGAGAGCAGACCCUGACGUACCGGGACGUGGACCGGAGAAGCAGUCGGUUCGCGAGCGCGUUCAGGACGGAGGGCUCCGUGAAACAGGGAGACAUUGUUGCGCUGUUGAUGUCCAACGAGCCGGACUUCGUCUGUGUGUGGCUGGGACUGUGUAAGCUGGGCUGCGAAGUGGCCUUUCUCAACGGGAACGUUAAAGCCAGGUCCCUGGUGAACUCCGUCCGCAGCUGCGGGGCCGCGGCGCUGGUCGUCGGCGCAGAUUUGGUGGCUUUGGUGGAGGAGGUGCUACCUGAUCUGGAGCAGGACAACAUGGCGCUGUGGCUGGUGGAUCACACGGCACCGUCAGACCAGUUCACCACUCUGCUGGAUAAGGCGGAACACAUGUCUGGAGAAACCUUACGGGACCUUCCUAAAGUUGACCUCAUGUCCAACUUUCUCUUCAUUUUUACUUCAGGCACCACAGGUCUCUCCAAAGCAGCUCGGGUGGGUCAUCUCAAAGCCAUCAUCAGCAUGACCUUCUUUCAGAUGUGUGGAGCCACAUCUGAUGACAUCAUCUACAUCACCCUUCCUCUCUACCACAUGUCUGCUUCCCUGUUAGGGAUCGGGGGAUGCAUACACCUUGGCGCGACGUGUGUGUUAAAAAAGAAGUUUUCUGCCAGUCAGUUUUGGUCGGACUGUGUGAAACACAACGUGACGGUGGUGCAGUACAUAGGAGAGCUCUGCCGGUACCUGUGCAACCAUCCCACGGUUCCUGAGGAGCGAGCUCACCGUGUCCGGCUGGCAGCAGGAAGCGGCCUCAGGUCAGAUGUUUGGAAGGAGUUUGUCAAACGAUUUGGAAAGAUCCAGAUCAGAGAGGGCUACGGCCUGACCGAGGCCAGCGUCGGCUUCCUCAACUACACCGAUGAGGUCGGACCAAUCGGGAGGGCCAGCUAUUUCAACAAGCUGUCUAUGCCCUUUGAGCUGCUGAGAUAUGACCCACAAUCCUUUGAGCCAGUCCGGACCGACUCUGGAAGAUGCAUACGAGCACAAAUCGGAGAGGCAGGGCUCCUGGUCGCCCCUCUGACAGCUAUGAACCAGUUCCUGGGCUACGCUGGGAACCAGGUCCAGUCUGAGAAGAAGUUGCUCCGGGACGUCUUCAAAGCUGGGGAUGUCUAUUUCAACACGGGAGACCUCCUGGUCCACGAUCACAGGGACUUCCUUCACUUCCAUGACCGCAUCGGAGACACCUUCAGGUGGAAAGGAGAGAACGUGUCCACCACAGAGGUGUCGGAGGUCUUCGGUCUUCUGGAUUUUAUCCAGGAGGCCAACAUCUACGGAGUCACCAUACCAGGAUAUGAAGGUCGCGCAGGCAUGGCUGCUAUCGUCUUAAAACAGGAUCACAAAUUAAACGGAACCAAACUCUACAACCAUUUAGUAGAAACACUUCCUCCAUACGCCUGGCCGCGCUUUCUCCGAAUCCAGACCUCUCUGGACGUGACGGAGACCUUCAAGCAGCAGAAGGGGAAGCUGGUCCAGGAGGGUUUCAACCCGGACGUCACCCAGGAUCCUCUGUACUUCUUAGACGUCUCCCAGAAGGACUAUGUUCUCCUGACUGGACGUCUGUAUCAGGACGUUGUGUCUGGGAAGACCAAAUUAUAGACGUGUUGGGACAGGUUCAUGCAGGAGUACAGCGAAAGAUAAGCCACAUUUCCACUUGACUAGACUUAAAACCCUGCCUCCUAGCCCCUUUAAACAAACAUGUAGCAACCAUUUUCACAGUUUGCAUCAGGGAUGUAUAAUAUUAUCCGAAAUUGAGUCUGUUGAGUUCAAUGGAGUUGCUCUCUUGGCGCAUACCCCCCAAACGUUUCUAAGCGUCCGGGUUUAAUUUUGGGAAAAUGUGACCCACUGAAUCUGUGCAGUAGUAUUUCUCCGCUGACCCACCAACUUUACAUAGUGCUGAUGUCACAGGUUUUUUCUCAGCUCGAGGGAAGGUUAUCAGAUAUGAAAAGUGUAUGGAUUGAAAGGAGUCAUGUUGGCGAUGAAGAGCUACAGGAUAGUGUAGGUAUAGAGUAACAUCCUCUCUGGCUGCAGGGGGAUUUCUCCACGCAGUGGCCACUGGAAAGAAUUUGGCUGCAAGGCUGAGUUCCCUUCCUGGACACCUGGUUUGAAUACGUCAACGUUAUUUUCUUCUUUUUUUUUACUAAUAAUUCAGCCAUGGCUUUAAGCACCUGCUCUUCAGAAAUGGUCAAGACAAGUGGCUGCUUUUUAUUUAUUAUUGGACCUCAGCACUACCAGCACAUGUUUCACAUUAAAGAGCAAUAUUCUAUAGUUUAGUUUAGUGUAAAUGUUCAUACCAGGGUUUCUGCUGGGUCUUAAAAAGUCUAAAAUGAAUUUAUAAAAAAAAAUUUAGGCCCUAAAAAGUCUUAAAGUCCUAAGUAACUUUCAACUGGUCUUAAUUAUCUUAUGUCAAUGUAACGCUGCCUCUAAAGAAAUGUUCCUGCAGCGCUUUCCAAUGUCUCUGUUUAAUUCUGUGGUGUUGUAGUCCAAAUAAAACUCGCUGUAUUGUGACUACAAAUGAGAGCAGCAUGCUGCAGCCGAUCCAGACCCCAGUCCUAUAAUGCCAAAGAGGGAACUGUUUCAGACAAUACUUCUGGACUAGGACGUGUGACUAUGAUGUCGUGAUGGUCUUAAGUGUCAUUCAUAAUGGACUUAAAAAGGUCUCAAAAAGUCUUAAAGUUGACUUGAUGACACGUGCAGAAA